CAUUUCUAUCACUGUGUAAGUUAGCUUUGUUGCUACCCGCUGUUCUGAGAAAGAUCCAUUAUCGUAAUUGUUCAGAAAUUUUAAAUCUAUUCAGUUAUGUGGAUUGAAAAUGGGUUAGUUGCCUCCUAGUUGGUCGCCUCUACGCUUGCCAACAUGGUUAACGUCCACAAAGGAGUCCUUGUUGAAUGUGACCCUGCCAUGAAACAGUUCCUCCUCUACCUCGACGAAACAAUGGCUUUGGGAAAGAAGUUCAUCCUAAAAGAUCUGGAUGACACACAUCUUUUCAUCGUUGCAGAGGUGGUUCAAACCCUGCAGGAGAGAGUCGGGGAGUUAAUGGACCAGAAUUCGUUCCCCGUCACACAAAAAUAACCAUCUUUUCAAAGAACUCUUCUCCUGCAUUAUGGACUGGUUGGCAUUGUUUUUUUAUGUAGUUUGCAAGCACUUGAACUGUGACAGCUGCAGAUUCUUUCUUUGAAUAUUGUGAAUAAACUCAUUUAAACUGUA
Girardinichthys multiradiatus is the source of this 504-nucleotide messenger RNA. RefSeq names its product general transcription factor IIH, polypeptide 5 (gene gtf2h5). The transcript is spliced from 3 exons. Gene Ontology annotation, biological process: transcription by RNA polymerase II; transcription initiation at RNA polymerase II promoter; nucleotide-excision repair, preincision complex assembly. The coding region runs from base 154 to 369 and encodes 71 amino acids. NCBI's taxonomy places the organism in Eukaryota, Metazoa, Chordata, Actinopteri, Cyprinodontiformes, Goodeidae. The record is from RefSeq and is a predicted model, not a curated record. Gene Ontology annotation, cellular component: transcription factor TFIIH holo complex; transcription factor TFIIH core complex.